UUUGCAGUUGAAAAGUUAUACAACAUAUAUAUGUAUUCGGAUGUGGAUGUGAAAAUAAAUAGAAACUCAUUUUAAAUGUUUAAGAGAAAAAGUAAACUUUAAGUUUUAAACUUUAAUAAUAUCAGAGAGUAAAAGUUGCAAAAGAAACGAAGUGGGUGUUGGAUGGGAAAAUGGAUGAGUUUUUCAAAUCUCCCCGAUUUGAAGCUCAAAUGGCUAAUGGUUCGUUAUUGGAUAGAGUCACCCCCGAUAUGAUGCAUUUGGUGAAUCCUUUUUGGGGCCGUUUUCCACCCAUGGACACUAAAAUGAAUCAAAUUUUAGGUGUUUUUACUUUUGUAAUUUUUAUUAUAUCAGUUUGUGGCAAUGGUGUGGUAGUCUAUAUAUUUGGUGGUACCAAAUCUCUUAGAACUCCAGCAAAUUUGUUGGUUUUAAAUUUAGCCUUUUCUGAUUUUUGUAUGAUGGCUUCCCAGUGUCCGGCUAUGAUUAUAAAUUUCUAUUAUGAGACCUGGAUUUUGGGACCAUUUUGGUGUGAUAUUUAUGCUAUAUGUGGUUCAAUGUUUGGUUGUGUAUCCAUAUGGUCCAUGUGUAUGAUUGCUUUGGAUCGUUAUAAUGUAAUUGUUAAGGGAGUCUCCGGCCGACCCAUGACCGUAAAGUUGGCCAUUAUGAAAAUUACUGCUAUUUGGAUGUUUGCAACAUUUUGGACCGUAAUGCCAUUGUUGGGUUGGAAUAGAUACGUCCCCGAAGGCAAUCUAACUGGCUGUAGCAUUGAUACCAUGACCAGAGAAUGGAAUCCCCGCUCAUAUUUGAUAUGUUACUCUCUACUGGUUUACUAUACACCUCUAUUUUUGAUUUGUUAUUCUUAUUGGUUCAUAAUAGCUGCAGUGGCAGCCCACGAAAAAGCCAUGCGUGAACAGGCUAAAAAAAUGAAUGUUAAAUCCUUAAGAUCUUCCGAAGAUUGUGAUAAAAGUGCUGAAGCCAAAUUAGCUAAAGUAGCAUUGACAACAAUUUCAUUAUGGUUUAUUGCCUGGACACCGUACUUGAUUAUUUGUUAUUUUGGUCUUUUUAAAAUUGAUGGUUUAACUCCGACCGCCACCAUAUGGGGAGCAACAUUUGCAAAAACUAGUGCCGUUUAUAAUCCGAUUGUUUAUGGCAUAAGUCAUCCCAAGUAUCGAAUUGUUUUAAAGGAAAAAUGUCCCUUGUGUGUUUUUGGCUCGACCGAGGAACCUAAACCCGAUAAUUCUGAUACCAAUACGACAUCACAAGCUGAAACUUCAGCUUAAAUAUUUUAAUCAAAUUUUCAUUAAGGAAGUUUUGAAAUUAUUCAGCAAUGCCAAUAUAAAUGGCCAAAAAGUACAAAAAAUGUUUAAAGCAAUUAUCUUUUAAAAGAUACAAAAAUGUAAAAAAAUAGUUAAAUUAAUAUAAAAACGAAGAAGAAGUGCGAGCAAUGA
Messenger RNA from Lucilia cuprina (Australian sheep blowfly), 1445 nucleotides. Its product is annotated as opsin Rh2. Gene Ontology annotation, biological process: phototransduction; visual perception; G protein-coupled receptor signaling pathway. The record is from RefSeq and is a predicted model, not a curated record. The coding region runs from base 171 to 1277 and encodes 368 amino acids. Gene Ontology annotation, cellular component: membrane. NCBI's taxonomy places the organism in Eukaryota, Metazoa, Arthropoda, Insecta, Diptera, Calliphoridae. The transcript is spliced from 4 exons. Gene Ontology annotation, molecular function: G protein-coupled receptor activity.